Molecule: messenger RNA, 282 nt
Organism: Fulvia fulva
Lineage: Eukaryota; Fungi; Ascomycota; Dothideomycetes; Mycosphaerellales; Mycosphaerellaceae
Product: Ecp9-6
Exons: 2
Coding region: 1-282 (93 amino acids)
Source: RefSeq, a predicted model, not a curated record
AUGAAGGUCCUCGCCCUCCUCCUCUCGACCAUCGCUCUGGCAAGCGCCCAGGGACAACUUUACUGCAACAGAGACACAGCUGGCAACGGCGAAUGCGAGAAGAUAACCCCUCCCAGGCACACUUUCUGCUGCAUUCGUGGCUCAUCAAGCUUCGGCGAGUACACGCAUAAGAAGGUUUCCACGACUAUCGGCAAUGAUCCGAACGGCUCGAGCUUCUGUGGCAAGCCAAUUCCUGAGGAGGGCCCGGACAUCAAAGAGGGCACGAUUUACUGCGCGCACUAG